GUCUUCCAACGACGUUUCGACGGCUCCGUAGAUUUUUACAGGACAUGGCUGGAGUACGAGGGUGGGUUCGGUGAUCUGAAGGGAGAGUUCUGGCUUGGAAACCGUUUCAUAAGUCAGUACACUUCCGGCAAGGGUAACUUCACGUUGAAGGUUAUCGCUGUGGCCUUUGACCUGACGAGGGCCUUUGCCUACUUGUACGACUUCAAAGUGGCUGAAAGUAGUUUGAAGUAUAUGAUUGGGUUUUCAUCGUGUGGCGGGAACUACACCAAUCCUUGCUCCAUUCAUAACAAUCAGGCAUUCUCGACUUGGGACAGGGAUAAUGAUGCCGUGUCGUACAACUGUGCCGUGACAUUCAAAGGUCCGGAUUUAUGCUUUAUUUUACUUUAA
Molecule: messenger RNA, 387 nt
Organism: Helobdella robusta
Lineage: Eukaryota; Metazoa; Annelida; Clitellata; Rhynchobdellida; Glossiphoniidae
Exons: 3
Source: RefSeq, a predicted model, not a curated record